AUGAACAUUGCCCUCCUGACCCGUUGGCUCUGGCACAUUGCCAAUGGUGAUGGAGGUCUUUGGCUCACCAUCAUCCAGAACAAGUACCUUCGGGGACAGCCCCUUGCAUUCUAUCAGCGCUCGGGCGGCUCCCAGUUUUGGCAGGCCGUUGUCCAGCUGCUGCCGGUGCUUCGCAUUGGCACAUCCAUCUCGGUUGGUACUGGGUCCUCGACUCUGUUCUGGUUUGAUCGAUGGCUUGGCGACACCCCCCUGGCCGCACGCUUUCCGGGGCUCUUCGACAUUGCAGUUGACCCUCGUAUCUCUGUCGAGUCGGCCCUUAUUGACCUUGGGCGCCUCGCUUUCCAUCGCCCCUUUGGCCCUCCUGAAGUUGCCGCUUGGGAUGCCCUCCUCCAGGACAUCGCCCUCCUCCCCAUUGACGUCGCCGACACCCCGGACGCCAUCUCUUGGCGUCUGAAUCCCUCGGGCCGCUUCUCCACCAAAUCCCUCUACGCGGCCAUCGCCCCCUCGACGGCCCCCGAGCCCUUUAGCUUGAUUUGGGAUAUCCGCCUGCCCCUGAAGAUCAGUAUCUUCCUGUGGCAAUGGAUCCGCGGCCGUCUCCCGUCCGGUGUCGAGGUCUGUAAGCGUAAUGGACCUGGCGAUGGGAUGUGCCCCAUGUGCGGCACGGUGGAGGAUGCUAACCACAUCUUCUUCUUGUGCUCCACGGCUCAGUUCCUUUGUUCCUGUUUCCGCGAGACGGUUGGGGGCCAGUGGUGCAACACCAACUUCUCUGACCUGCUUGCAGAAAUUCACGCCUCCCCCCUCGCUACCGCCAUAUUAGAUGGCUUUGCGUUGGGGUCCUUGCCUGGACGCUUUGGACCGUUCGCAAUGAGCUUGUCAUCCAGAAGGUGCCUCUUCGACGUGCUACUGACGGCAUCUUCAAAAUGUGUGGAUUCUUGCAGCUCUGGCGGCCGCUUAGCCGCCCCCAGGACCGGGAUGUCAUCAGCAACCUCCUCGCCGACCUUCGAUCGAUGGCCUUCCGCUUGGCGCCUCCGCUUCCUCCCCGUGUUUUUUGUUUGUUAAGGGCUUGUGGAGCUGUGCCCUCAGCAUUAACCCUUUGACUACUGGUUGCCUAGAUUUGUGUGUUUGUGUGUGUGAACCUUGUUGGAUAUUU
Molecule: messenger RNA, 1150 nt
Organism: Triticum urartu
Lineage: Eukaryota; Viridiplantae; Streptophyta; Magnoliopsida; Poales; Poaceae
Source: RefSeq, a predicted model, not a curated record